AUGAACAAUUUAGAGAGCAUUUAAUAGCUUUUAGAAUAGUAUAUUUAAGGAAAAUAAUAAUCUAGAGUUUAAAUUAAUAAGCUAAAAUAGGUACUUUAUGUGAAUCCUUUAUUAAUUUAUGGAAAUGAAGAUAAAUGGAAGGAAAACUAAUUUAAAUUAAAGCACUUGACUUCAUAUAAUUAGGGAUUAAAUAUUUUUAAAAAUACAGCAGCUUAUUUCGCAGCAAUUCAUCUUUUUGGUCUUAUUAAUAUUAAAAUAUCUAAAUAAUACUCUUUGAGACAAGCAUGGGCUAUGAACUUCUGUCGCAAAACAUUUAUGCUUCCUGGUUUAGCUUAUUUAUUCUAUACAAAUUUCGUUUUAGAUAAUCAAUAAUUAUUUGAAUAAGAAAUAUAAAAAUUGAAAUAAUUACCUAAGGAUUAAGAGUAUCUUUACUCUGAGCAUUAUGUAAAAGAAAAGUAUUUUAGAAAUAUUAGCAAAAAGCUUGAUAACUUAUGCAAAGACUCCUACAGAUUUGCAAAUACCUAAAAAUAGUAGGAGGAAAUCUAGUAUUAAAAUAAUAAUAAUAAUUCUGAAGCAAGUUCACCCUAAUAAUCCAACAAAAAGUAAAAUUAAAUAUAAAUAGCCAAAACUCAAUAAAAGAACAAAGAACUAAGUACAGAUGAUUACUAUUUUGAAAUCAAUGAAGUAAUUGAAGAGUUAGAAGAAGAAAACUUUUUUGAUUGA
Tetrahymena thermophila SB210 is the source of this 723-nucleotide messenger RNA. RefSeq lists its product as hypothetical. The transcript has a single exon. The record is from RefSeq and is a predicted model, not a curated record. Lineage: Eukaryota; Ciliophora; Oligohymenophorea; Hymenostomatida; Tetrahymenidae.